This is a messenger RNA of Bacillus rossius redtenbacheri, 2792 nucleotides long. Its product is annotated as facilitated trehalose transporter Tret1-like. Gene Ontology annotation, molecular function: transmembrane transporter activity. NCBI's taxonomy places the organism in Eukaryota, Metazoa, Arthropoda, Insecta, Phasmatodea, Bacillidae. Gene Ontology annotation, cellular component: membrane. The record is from RefSeq and is a predicted model, not a curated record. Bases 1 to 1608 code for a protein of 535 amino acids. Gene Ontology annotation, biological process: transmembrane transport. The transcript is spliced from 5 exons.
AUGGGUCACUCAGGUGACGUCUCACUGGCGAUUACUGGAGCUCGCGGACCCUUGUCACGGCCACAGCCGAGCCGCGAUGGCGGACAGCGGAGCACGCCAGCUGAGCACCGGGUCUGCAGGAGCUGUCGGGAGUCUUCGGCGGCGCUGAGGCCGGCCACCCGGGUCUCUGGGCACGCAGCCUCCCUGGGCGCGCUGAGCGGCGGCGUGGUGCUCGGCUGGUCCAACGUGGUGCAGCCGUACCUCCAGGAGGCCGACCUCUCGUGGACCGGCGAGGAAGCCUCCUACAACCGCUCCCACCCGGCGCUCAGCAACUACGAGGACAACCUGGUGGGGGCGCUGCCCUACGUGGGGGCGCUGUUCGGGGCGCUGUUCUCCGGCGAUGUGGCCGACUCCCUGGGCCGGCGGCGCCUCCUGCUGGCCACCGCCGUGCCCUACAUGCUCUGCUGGCUGCUGGUCAUGACCACCGAGCUGCUGGCGGUGAUACUGGUGUCGCAAGUGGUGGCGGGCGUGGCGCUGGGGGUCACCUGCACCAUCACACCCAUGUACAUCGAGGAGAUCGCCGAGGACGGCAUCCGGGGAACGCUCGAGGUGUACAUGGACGUGCUCCUGACUGCAGGAGGGCUGCUCGUGUACGUGGCUGGGGCCUUCCUCGACUACUUCUGGCUGGCCGUCGCCGCGACGGGAGUGCCUCUCGUCUUCCUGCUCAGCUUCUACUUCAUGCCCGAGUCCCCCGUCUACCUGCUGUGCAAGGGCGAGAGGGACAGGGCCGAGAAGGCGCUGCACUGGCUGCGUGGGUACACGGAGCAGAGCUCCGACGAGGACGUCCAGAAGGGCAUCACGGGCCUGGAGAAGAUGCUCGGCCAGUUCCCGGCCAUCGACACCACGCCCCUGCUGACGAGGAUCGUGCGCGUCCCGUGCUUCGUCAAGGACCUCGUCCUGAACGCGGACAUCACGCCGGCUGCCGUGCGCGCCACCGUCGUCGUGUGCGGACUCAUGUGCUUCCAGCAGCUGUGCGGCCUCAGCACCGUCGUCAUGCUCGCCAUAUCGCUGCUGCAGGCGAGGAGCGGGCCCAUAGACUCGCAGUUCGAGUGCUUCAUGAUCGUGACCAGCAUAGAGGCCGUGUCGGUGACGGCGUCGGCCUUCGUCGUGGACCGCGUGGGGCGACGGGUCCUGCUGCUGGUCUCCGGGUCCCUGAUGGCCGCCUGCCACGCGGCGCUCGUCGCCAACUCCCUCAUGCAGGACGGCGCCGCGUACCCUUGGGUCCUCAUCCUCAUCUCCAACGUCUACAUCAUGGCCUUCUCCCUCGGCGUCGGACCCAUACCCUUCGUGCUGUGCGCCGAGCUGUCGCCCAUGAAGGAGAAGAACUCCAUCCAACCGCUGGCCAACUUCCUUGACUGGGGGCUGUCGUUCGUGGUGAACCAGUACCUGAACACCUUCCUGCAGGACCUGGGCGACCUCGCCAGCUUCUCGAUCUUCUGCGGGAUCUGCAUCUCGGGUACCGUCUUCGUGUACCUCUGGGUGCCAGAGACCAAGCUCAAGUCCCGGGAGGAGAUACAAGUAGCACUGGCCGACGAUGGGUCCAGCCUCCUUUCCAGCAGCCAGUGCUAGGAGCACUACGUGUCUUCUGGAAGUCUCGGUCUUCUGCGGGAUUUGCAUCUCGGGUACCGUCUUCGUGUACCUCUGGGUGCCGGAGACCAAGCUCAAGUCCCGGGAGGAGAUACAAGUAGCACUGGCCGACGAUGGGUCCAGCCUCCUUUCCAGCAGCCAGUGCUAGGAGCACAACGUGUCUUCUGGAAGUCUCGGUCUUCUGCGGGAUUUGCAUCUCGGGUACCGUCUUCGUGUACCUCUGGGUGCCGGAGACCAAGCUCAAGUCCCGGGAGGAGAUACAAGUAGCACUGGCCGACGAUGGGUCCAGCCUCCUUUCCAGCAGCCAGUGCUAGGAGUGCUACGUGUCUUCUGGAAGCCGUGAAGGUUUUCAACAACCAAAUACAACUGAAUCAGAAGCAAAUGUAUUCGAGCCAUGAAUGUCCAGUCUUUUCUGCGCAAACAGAAGAAAUGUUCUGCCAAGAGAGAACUGUUCUUUGUUCUGCGGAACAAGCAUUAGAAGAUCACAACUAAUUCCUGCACAGGACAGGAAGAUGUGCUCACACAAGCUCAUGCCAAAUUCACGAGUUUUCAUUGGAACCGAGAGCCGAUAUGCCCUAGCGAGGCGCUGAGCACACGCAGAAAUGUUUUGUAUGAUCCACGGACAACUAGUUGGCUGUGGAUGAGAGUAUUUAUCACAACAGCUACGGGACACAUUUUGCCUGUUUGUGUUACUUAAACUAACAUGUCGUUUCAUUCGCCAUAUUCGAAAAGAAAUCUUGCAGGAAUACUUAAUUACCUAUGCUCUGUACCAGGCAAAAAAUUUUCAAAUACACCAUAAAAUGUGUUUUGAAUGUUGAACCUUGUUGAAGAAAUGGUUAAAGUUUCAAUGCAACUUUCUGCAGACUAGCUACUGAAGUUAAAGCUGGCAAGCUUACAAAUAUAAGAAAUAUCUGUACUUAGUCAAAUUUAAAUUUUCAUAUAAUUGUUUAUAAAUCAAUAGGAAACAAGCAUACCUGGAAAAAAUAAGGAAUAGGCUGACAACCACAGUCAAUAAUUCACCGAAAAGAAUGAAGACUUGCUGCAAACAAAAUAUAAACAGAUAUAGUACUUAUGUAAUUAUUUACUACUAUGUUUCAUGUAAGUGCAAUUUGUUACUGCUGUAUAUUUAUCCGCCGCAGAAGUACAGUUUUUUUUGUAACAAUGAA